Molecule: messenger RNA, 3524 nt
Organism: Nymphaea colorata (pocket water lily)
Lineage: Eukaryota; Viridiplantae; Streptophyta; Magnoliopsida; Nymphaeales; Nymphaeaceae
Product: protein CHUP1, chloroplastic-like
Exons: 4
Coding region: 601-2574 (657 amino acids)
Biological process (GO): chloroplast organization
Cellular component (GO): chloroplast outer membrane
Source: RefSeq, a predicted model, not a curated record
GAUGGGAGGCAUGCAGCCCGUGGAAGCCGGUGGGCCACAACAGCAUAAACUGACAGAAAUAAAACACAUGUAUGAUCGAUUGCGCAACAAUCCUAAUCAUGGACGCCGCUUACUAUUUUUCUCAUGACAAAAUUGGGACAGAAACAACCAAAGUCUGCACGUCUCUCUCUCUCUCAUAUUUCUCACCAUCUUGAUGACCAUCUUUUAGCUUAGAUGAAUGAAAUUCAAGAUGCCCAAGUAUGAAUCCUCUGCCUCUGUGAUCGUUGCCACCAUUUUGAAGGCUAUCUAGUCUUGUGCUGAUUCUCCAGAUGCACGAUCCCAUCUUCUUUCAGACUGUUUACAUGCAUGUCUUCAUGAAAUUCUCUUUGAUAACUAUUCAGGCUUUAGAUUGCAGGGUCGUUUCUGAUCUUUCUCUGACUUAUAAUGGUCCCUUCUACAUGCCCAAUUCGAUUCUUCCUCGUAUAAUCAGCCCCUGAUGCCACAACGCUUGUUCUUUCCUUUUUGGUUUAUCGGUUUCACUUGAACGUUGGCGAUCCUUCUUCUUUCGUGAAGAUAAAGAUGAUGGGUGUUGGGGGCUGAGAAAGCUUGAAUAAGAGCUCGAUGGGAACUCCGAAGGAACGACGUGAGGAGAAUACCUUUCUCCUCAAGUUAGGCAUUGCCUUCGCUUUAUCCUUUGCGGGUUAUUUGUUUAGCCAUUUCAGAGUCCGGAUUCAUCUCAAGCCUGCAGGUAAAUCCCAUAUUAAGGGAUCUAGUGGAGGACUUAAAGAUGAACUUCAAGCUCUGGAUUCGUCGGCAACCGCAAUCAGAGAAGAAGCCGAGUCUAUAGAGCGGGUUGAUCCGAUAACUGAACCUUCUCCAAAGAGCUUGGCUAAUGAAGACGGAUUCCUGUUGCCAGAAUUUAAUGAACUAGUGUCUCAAGAAUUUAGUAGUUCAGCAAUUUCCCUGCCCAAAUCUAGGAACUAUAAAGUGGUUUUUCCUGUAAAGAGAACAGAGAAGAAUGACAUAGAUGUGGAGAUGGAGAUAAAGGGACUGAGGAAUCAGGUCUAUGUUCUGCAGGAGAGGGAAAGGAAUCUGGAAAUGCAACUGCUGGAGUAUUAUGAAUUGAAAGAGCAGGAAAGUGUUGUCAGGGAACUUGAGAACCGCCUGAAAAUUAGUUCAAUGGAGUCGCAGCUUUUUGAGCUGAAGAUCCAAUCUCUUCAAGCCGAUAAUCAUAGACUUCAAGAACAGGUUGCCAACUACUCGAGAACAACAGCAGAGCUGGAAUCUGCUAGGACAAAAAUCAAGUUGCUCAAGAAACGGAUGAAGACCGAAAGUGAAGUGGCAAAGAUGCAGCUUUCUCAGCUGCAGGGACGUCUUUCAGCACUACUAGUGAUGGAAAGUGAAGCUUGCAAAGAAAACGAAGAAAUUCAGGAGAAAUUACAGAGGUUGCGGGACUUAGAGAAUGAAGCUUCUGAACUAAGAACGUCAAAUGAGAGGCUGCAAAGAGAAAACUCAGAACUUGCAAUAAAGCUGGACUUCGCAGAAACUGUUGCUUCUACUUCAAACUCAGUUCAUGAGGCUGAGGAUGUGGAGAAAGCUUUGGAAGAAGUUGGCACAUUGAGAGAGACAAACAAGAAAUUAAUGGAGGAGCUGGAAAGGGUUCAGAUGGACAGAUGUGCUGAUGUUGAGGAAUUGGUCUAUCUUAGGUGGAUAAAUGCCUGUCUGCGGUAUGAGCUGAGAAAUUUCCAGGCACCGCCAGGCAAAAGCAUAGCUCGGGACCUCAACAAGAGUUUGAGUCCCAAAUCAGAGGAAAAAGCGAAGCAGCUUGUGCUUGAAUAUGCAGCUUCCAGUAGGGACGACAAGGGUCUUCCUGACUAUGAUUAUGAGUAUUGUUCACAAUCUCAAGCAUCGCUGCUCACAGAUGCUGGGGAAUUUGAUGGUCCAGAAAUAGAGAUUCAGUCUUCUAGGCGUAGUAGUUCAAGCAAGAGGAAGUUCUUCCGUAAGCUAAAGAGCUUUGUAAUGGGAAAAGAAUCUCCUGAAAGGACAACCUCAAUGGACAGGAGCUCUGGUACUUGCAGUAAUUGGGGGAGAAGGAGAUCAGUUUCAAAGAGUUCAGUUGAUGAUCUUAGGGCUUCAUGCUCGAGCUUCUCAUCAUCAAUUACCGUUGAGCACUACUCCCCCGCCUGUUCAUCAGAUGUUGGUUCAAAGUCCUUAAAUGCUGACAGCUUAAUGAUGGAAAGAAUCACGAACGGCAGAGCGCCUACCAGAAUAGUUAGCUCUGCGAGCAUCUCAAGUUCUUCCCCGGAUAUUCGAGGAAGACGGUUAAGUUCGGGUGACAUCAAAGAAUACAGAGUUCCCAAGCAGAAGGAUUUUGCUAAUUCAGGUCCUGCAGGAGGAAUACUAGAUGCUUGCCAUAUUAAAGAGUUCAGCGUAGAAGGUGAUACAGGUGUCCUAAGCUUUCUAGAAGAAGCUGAUCAGCUCUGUGAAAGCCAAGGAACCCCAGAAAAGUUAGAGUUACUGAGGUUUGCAGAGGUUCUGAAAAGGUCACAGAAUAUUCAACUGGAUCAACAGGGGCCUGCUUUUAGUUCUCUCUAGUAUGUACCGGAGAUGUCCAGACUGAUGUUUCAUAUCGAUCUGGUUGUAUUUUUCUGAUAGCAUAGGCUACGCUUUAGCCUGAAUCUACCAUUGUGGAGGACACUGUAUCUAAGGUGCAUAGAAGAGGCAAACCCUCCCCCCACAAUCAGAUGCAUAUCCAAACUGUUAAGUGAGGGUUUUGGAGCUGUUGGGUAGCCGAUCCUGCCUCCUUCCAUUGGCAUCUUGGAAGCUUUCCCGUUUUAAUGAUGCUUGCACAGAACCUGGAUCCUUCACCAAUGUCAUGUUUGAGCACCACCAUAACCUUUCACAGGAGGAACAUGGUCAUGCUACUCUUGUUACAAACAGGAAAUACAGUGUUCCUGAUGAUCUUAUGGUGAUGGUCAUCGCACUGGAACAUUUGGAAUCACUGCGCCAUCAAAUUUUGUAGAUUUUUUUUUGGUAUGGCUGAGGGUGGAUAGUUUUAGAGACCCUGCAGGGGCCAUCUUCUAGUCUAGUUCUUCAGAGUUACUGCUUGCAGUAAGGAGAGGAGCCUUCUCUAGUCUCUCUCGUACCGUGGUGAAUUCUCACUACCCAACAAACUUUCUAGUUGAUUCUUUUAGAUGUUGAGGCUAAUGCCUGCAAGCAUCAAUGUCAAAAGGAGAAUGAAAUAUGUCCAAAUAAUCACAUCAAGCAUAUUAGUCCGUUUCAAUAUCUUAAUUGUCGGCCUUUAAAGGCUAUACUCUGGCUUACCCAGUGUUUUCCUUUCAGGAGAAGGCUGGUUAAGUUUCGUGGACCUUGAAAGGUUCCUAGUCUUCUAGAGAAAAGAUGGAGCAAUUCCUAGGGUGGAAUAUCCCGUGCUUGUGCUGCAAGAAAGUAGAAAGUAUAUUCUUGUAAAUUUAUAUAUACCGUCCUUUUUUUUUGAGCAAUGAAAUUCAAGAAGCUUCCACAAUGAUAGGACUUAUCCUUGAUUA